Molecule: messenger RNA, 895 nt
Organism: Bemisia tabaci
Lineage: Eukaryota; Metazoa; Arthropoda; Insecta; Hemiptera; Aleyrodidae
Source: RefSeq, a predicted model, not a curated record
AUGUAUGGUCACCGAAGACUUUUUGAUAGCUCUGUUCCAAUAUUUAGCAGAUGGGUAGAAAAUGAGUGUCUGAAAAGAUUAGAAGAAAUUGUUUUAUCAGUUGGAGGUCAGCCGUUGAGCAGCUACGGGUUACCAUCGCCACAAAAGGGUGACGAUAUGGGUCUGAAUCAGGAGUAUUUGCGUGAAAUCAGUUAUGAUCAGAAUGAAAUGCAAAAAAUUGUCGCAGAGAACUUGAUAAAAUUAACGGAUGAACAAAGAUCAUUAUACGAUGAGAUACUUUUAAGCAUAAAUAGUUCCUCUGGAGUAACAUUUUUUCUAGAUGCCCCAGGUGGAACAGGUAAAACUUUUCUAAUUAACGUGUUGUUAGCUAAAUUACGAAGUGAUGGCAACAUCGCGUUGGCGGUCGCUUCUUCAGGUAUAGCACCUACCCUCCUCCCAGGAGGGAAAACAGCGCAUUCUGCUUUUAAAAUACCAAUUGACCUCAAUAGCACGGACACCCUAAUGUGCAGUAUAACGAAGAAUUCAGGUAAGGCAUAUCUGAUGAGGAAAUGCUCAUUUGUCGUAUGGGAUGAGAGUACAAUGGCACAUAAAAAGUCGGUGGAGGCAGUGGAUAGGUCACUCCGUGAUAUCAUUGGUGUCGACAGUCCUUUCGGUGGAAUUACAAUGUUGUUUUCAGGCGAUUUUAGACAAACACUACCUGUUAUUUCGCGAGGCACAAGAGCUGAUGAGGUAAAUGCAUGUCUAAAGCGGUCUUACAUUUGGCAAUUUGUUCAGAAAAGGUCCCUAACAAUCAACAUGAGGGUACAUCAGUUAGGUGAAGAGAGUGCCUCGAAACAGUUUGCUGAUAUGCUAUUAAAUAUACCUAUAGGUAAUGGUGACAUUGGAGAUGCCAAUG